Messenger RNA from Iphiclides podalirius (scarce swallowtail), 1551 nucleotides. NCBI's taxonomy places the organism in Eukaryota, Metazoa, Arthropoda, Insecta, Lepidoptera, Papilionidae. The record is from the annotation of a GenBank genome assembly.
AUGCCGGAGCAGUUUAGGGACAUGCCCUACCAACCAUUUAGUAAAGGCGACCGUCUUGGAAAAAUAAGUGAUUGGACUGUUGUACAAGAUAAAAAGUAUCAAAAUAAAUAUGCUUCACAAUUUGGACCCGGUUCUUCUUAUGCAUACUUUCACGAUGAGGACGAGAGUACUUUCCAUCUGGUGGACACCACCAGGGUUCAGAAACCGCCGUACCAACGCGGUCGUGCUCGAGGACAACGAGGACGUGGUGCAAGAGGCGCUCGAACUCCUGGUGGCAUGACAACAUUAAGCAAGCAACGAGACCGUAAACUAGGCAAGAGAUGGGGUCAACGUGGAGCUCCAAUGAAGAUACGUGAUGCAUCAGUGACUGUUAGACCCACUUGGGUCACUAUUGAAGAUAUGGAUUUCCCUCGACUUGCUAAGCUUUCGUUGCCAGGAAUCAAAGAAGGUGAGGAUGUUGUAUGCUGUGGUACUUUGGAGUACUAUGAUAAAGGGUAUGAUCGUGUUAAUGUCAAACAUGAAAAGCCUUUACAGCGUAUUGAUCGUAUCUUCCACACGGUAACAACUACUGAUGACCCUGUAAUCCGUCGUCUCAGUAAGACUAUGGGCACUGUCUAUGCUACAGAUGCUAUCUUGGCGACUAUUAUGUGCUGUACUCGUUCCAAUUACUCUUGGGAUAUUGUCAUUGAGAAAAUUGGCGAUAAGUUGUUCUUGGACAAGCGUGACAACACUGAGUUUGAUUUGCUCACUGUCAAUGAGACAUCUGUUGAGCCUCCAGCAGAUGAUGGGAACUCCAUCAACUCCCCACGUAAUCUUGCUCUCGAGGCCACCUUCAUUAAUCAUAACUUCAGCCAGCAAGUGCUGAAGUCUGGGCCAAAUGAGCCAAAAUACAAGUUUCCGGAGGCGAAUCCAUUUGUCUCUGAGGAAGAAGAGGGCGAAGUAGCUUCCGUAGGUUAUCGUUACCGCAAGUGGAACCUUAAUAAUGGCGUGGUGCUGAUAGCCCGUUGCGAGCACGACGCGGUAAUGCAGGGCCCUCAGAACGAGACCCAGUUCCUGUCCAUCAAGGCGCUGAACGAGUGGGACUCGAAGGUGGCCAACGGGGUGGAGUGGCGUCAGAAGCUGGACACGCAGCGGGGCGCCGUGUUGGCCAACGAACUGAGGAACAACUCGUGCAAGCUCGCCAAGUGGACCGUUCAAGCCCUGUUGGCCGGCUCCGACCAGAUCAAGUUCGGCUACGUGUCGCGCGCUCAAGUGCGGGACAACUCGCGCCACGUGAUACUCGGCACGCAGCAGUUCAAGCCGCACGAGUUCGCCGCCCAGAUCAACCUGUCCAUGGACAACGCCUGGGGCAUCCUGCGCUGCAUCAUCGACAUAUGCAUGAAGCAGAAGGACGGCAAAUACCUCAUCAUGAAGGACCCCAACAAGCCCCUUAUCCGCCUCUACGACAUUCCGGACAACACAUUUGAGUCGGACGCGUCGGAGGAAAGCGGCGACGAGCCAGCAGACACCCCCUUCGCACCUUUAUACUCUUACGGGAACUCGAAGAGGAUU